This is a messenger RNA of Lycium ferocissimum, 2151 nucleotides long. RefSeq names its product DEAD-box ATP-dependent RNA helicase 52C-like. Gene Ontology annotation, cellular component: nucleus. NCBI's taxonomy places the organism in Eukaryota, Viridiplantae, Streptophyta, Magnoliopsida, Solanales, Solanaceae. The transcript is spliced from 6 exons. Gene Ontology annotation, molecular function: ATP binding; RNA helicase activity; RNA binding. The record is from RefSeq and is a predicted model, not a curated record. The coding region runs from base 240 to 1871 and encodes 543 amino acids.
ACUGCCAGUCAGUCUCUCCCUCUUCCCCAUGUAACCUUCCCACUCCACUCCACUCCAAUGGGAAUAUCACACCUAAUUCGUUCUUCUCUGAUCCCCAUACACCUCUUUUAAUACCCCAUUUUUCACUCUGCAUAACAUAAUGGAGUCUCUUUUUUAACUUAAGUUUUUCUGUCUUUCACUUUUCUUAAACCCUUCAUUUUUCUCAGCCUUUUCUCCUUUAAAAGGGUUUUUGAUAAACGAUGAGUACUCGUUCUACUCGACCCACUUAUCUCCCUCCGCAUUUACGAGUCCAAAACCCACGUUCCAAGGACAUAAACCCAUAUAAUGUAUUAGAAAAGUUUGAGAAACUGGAGAUAAUGGAAGAUGCAUAUGAUGAUGUUCCUGUGGAUGUUAGUGGGACUGGUAAUGUUCCAAAACCAGUGUCAUCAUUUUCUGAAAUGUGUUUUAGCAAAGAGUUGAAUGACAAUAUUAAGAGAUGCAAGUAUUUGAACCCCACACCUAUACAGCGUUAUGCAAUACCAGUGGCAAUGGGUGGUAGAGACAUAAUGGCAUGUGCUCAAACUGGUUCAGGGAAAACUGCUGCAUUUUGUUUUCCUAUUAUUAGUGGCAUUUUGAAGGAAAAGACUAAAAGGGGUUGUUGUCAAAGACAGUUUGGGGUUGCUUUACCACUUGCUCUCAUACUCUCUCCUACUAGGGAGUUGGCUUCUCAGAUACAUGAAGAGGCAAAGAAGUUCUCAUACUUGACAGGAUUGAAGGUUGUGGUUGUAUAUGGAGGAGCACCCAUAAUUCCUCAGUUACGCAAUCUGGAAAAGGGUGUUGACAUUUUAGUUGCCACCCCUGGGCGCUUGGUGGAUAUGAUUGAGAAAUCAAGAGUUUCCUUACAAGCAGUGAAAUAUUUGGUCUUAGAUGAAGCUGAUCGGAUGCUUGAUAUGGGCUUUGAGCCCCAAGUUCGUAAGAUUGUCCAGAAAAUGAAGAUGCCCCCACCUGGUAGAAGGCAGACAAUGCUUUUUAGUGCAACAUUUCCAACUGAGAUACAGAGGCUUGCAUCAGAUUUUCUUUCAAACUACAUCUUCUUGGCAGCUGGAAAAGUUGGGUCCAGCACUAAUCUAAUAGUUCAAAGAGUUGAGUUUGUCCCUGAUAUGGACAAGAAGGAUCAUUUAAUAGAUCUUCUUCAUGCUCAAUAUCCAAAUCAAACAGAUGCGAAGCAGCUGCCUUUGACUCUAAUAUUUGUGGAGACCAAAAGAGGGGCAGAUGCAUUAGAACGUUGGUUGGUCAAGAGUGGUUUCCCAUCCAUUGCCAUUCAUGGUGAUAAAGUGCAAUUUGAGAGAGAGCGAGCACUAAAAUCAUUCAAAAGUGGACAUACUCCAGUUUUAGUUGCAACUGAUGUAGCUGCUCGGGGUCUGGAUGUUCCGAAUGUUGCUCAUGUCAUAAAUUUUGACUUGCCAAGGAACAUAGAUGACUAUGUGCACAGAAUUGGACGAACAGGCCGUGCUGGUAAAUCUGGACUGGCAACUGCAUUUUUCAGUGACAAGAAUGUACCUUUGGCAAAGGAUCUUGUUGAAUUGAUGCAGGGGGCAAAUCAAGAAAUUCCUGACUGGCUGAGUGAAUAUGCCGAAAGCAGUGAUGGUGCUAGAACAAGCAGUAUGUUUGGGGGCUAUGACUACAGGGGUACUUCCUUCCAUAGUGGGAGUGACAACAACACUAGCCAGUUUGUUGAUACCGAAGAUGCUACUCAUUAUGCUAGUGCUUUCACCUACGGUGCUCCUUUCGCUGCUGGUUGUUAUGGUACUUCUCAAGUGGACUCCUUUCCUGCUGCUCCAUACAGUUACAGUUUUGAUUAUGGACCUGUUACUGCUAGUGGAUGGGAUUGAAAAUUCCGGGCAACACUAGUGACAGUUGUGGUAACUUUUGGUAGUUAAUUUCUAAUCGUGUAGAAUGGCAGAUGUAGUGACAUACUAGUUCAUGUUGAAUUCAGGUUCAUACAGGCUGAACAGGGAUGCAUAUACUGUCUCGGAUUGAUCGUCUUACUUAUACUUUUGGGAUCAUCUAAUGCUGAUAUGUAAUUCGGUCACUUGCUGGAUAUAUUUAAGGUGGAAAUUUUAUGUAUUUCAAACUCUGUUCUGUUAGCUUUGGUUAUGUCAUGGGCCAUAA